UCUCGGCGGGAGAGGAUUGCGAUUAGCGCGAUUCGAUCAGUAUUUCUAUUGUUUCUUUCCAUGGGUUUUUGCUUUAAUUCUGCCCCGAUUUGGUGCUAAUUCUCUCCUUUUUUGAAAAAUCUGUAUACCUCUUCUCAUGCUGGUUUGAAUCCCUAAUUGUCUCAAUCAGGUUAAUCUGUUCUGCGAAAGGAGCAUGGAGUUCUUUAAGGGUUUAAGUGAGGAGACAGCAUCAAAUGAGCGAUGCUUUGAUCUUCCUGAUAUCCAGAGAUGCCCAUUCCUACGGAACAUUAAUGAACCCACAAGUUUUUCCUUUUCCCCAUCGGGUUUCCCCUUUCCUAGACGGGGAGUCACAGGUCCAAUUUUUGAAGAUGGUCCUAACUUCGAUAUGGCAUUUAGGCUUUUUCAUGGGCAAGAGGGUGUAGUCCCACUCUCAGGGAGGUCAUAUUCUCAUUCCAAGAAUAGGGAGAUGGAGCCUGAGCUUGCACCCCAGUUUAAUCCCUUGGCAGCCAAAGCAGCCACUAUCAGUCUCUCAGCAUUUGGUCCUGGAGGGCCAUUCAGCUUUGAUUCCUUUUCUGAGAAAUGGAAGAAUCAGAAAAGGAAAUCCAAAUCAUCCGACAAGCAGAAAUCUUCUUCAGAAGCACAGGGCAGCGACUCAAAGCAUGAAGCACUGAGCAAUGAAUGGCUUGAGACUGGAAACUGCCCAAUUGCCAAGUCUUACAGGGCUGUGAGCCAUGUUCUACCAAUUGUUGCAAAAGCUCUUCAACCUCCUCCAGGCAUGAAAUACAAGUGCCCACCGGCAGUGGUUGCUGCCCGAGCUGCCUUGGCUCGUACAGCCCUUGCGAAAACCCUCCGACCCCAGGCUUUACCAACAAAGGUACUUGUGAUUGGUGUAUUGGGCAUGGCAGCUAAUGUACCACUUGGUAUAUGGAGGGAGCACACCCGUAAAUUCUCACCAUCAUGGUUUGUGGCAGUGCAUGCGGCUGUGCCAUUCAUAGCCAUGCUUAGGAAGUCUAUUCUAAUGCCCAAAGCAGCCAUGGCUUUUACUAUUGCAGCCUCAAUCCUAGGUCAGGUUAUAGGUUCCAGAGCUGAACGAAUCCGCCUGAAAAAGAUAGCUCAGAGGAAAGAGUUGGAAGCACCAGGAGAAACUAUAGAAGGUGCCAUUUGUGAGCCUAGUCCAGGUGAGGUUGGUGGUAUUACAGCUGGACGUUGUGGUGGGGAGAAAAUAAAAUGGGACCCUCUUCUACUUAAGCCAGCAGGUACUUCCCCAGCUGAUGUUUGUUUCUGAUUUUGAGUGUUCUGCCAUCCUUGAUCGGUUGUAUUCAUUUGGAAGACUAAACUUCAACAUAUAGGAAGAUAUCUUCGGCUACAAUUCAGGAAGAAGAGAAAAAGUAAGAAGAAAAAAAAAGUAGAGAGAAUAAAAGAUAAAAUGACAUUGUUCUUGCAUAUAAAUGGUAUCUGAUUAUUAUUUCACAUGUUUUAUUUCUUGUACUCUGCUUGAAUCAGACUCGAUGUUUAUAAUUGUAUUGUUGUCAUACAACUUGACAAGUCAACGGGUUUGAGGGUUGAUUUGCUAUUUUAAUGACACGGUGAUGAGCUAAUGAGUUCAAUGUGUCAGGUUGUAUCUUAA
This is a messenger RNA of Telopea speciosissima, 1627 nucleotides long. RefSeq lists its product as uncharacterized. The record is from RefSeq and is a predicted model, not a curated record. NCBI's taxonomy places the organism in Eukaryota, Viridiplantae, Streptophyta, Magnoliopsida, Proteales, Proteaceae. Bases 194 to 1285 code for a protein of 363 amino acids. Gene Ontology annotation, cellular component: chloroplast. The transcript is spliced from 4 exons.